AUGGAUCCAUCAUAUCCCAUUCCAGCAGGGUUGCACAAAAUACCCGACCAUCUACUCGAUCUUCGACCCGAUGAGGAAGUCGAUCAAGAUCUUCUCAACCCCAAAACAGUCACCAAUGAGAAAAAUAUAUGGUUCUUCUGGCACAGCGGCUACAAGAACAUGCAUCCAUACACACAACGCAAUGUGCGUGCGUGGCACCGACGUUUGUCAAAAAAUGGCUGGAUAGUGCGUGUCCUUGACCGACAGCCUUCAUCGCCACUCAACGUUGCCAAUUUUCUGGACAUUUCGGAUCCGGGGACUUUUCCUCGCGCGUUUGUGGAUGGUACGAUUGGUGGGGAUUAUGCGCCUCAACAUACCUCUGAUCUCGUGCGAUGGCCGCUGCUACUCAAAUACGGCGGCGUUUAUGCGGAUGUAGGGUUGAUCCAAAUCGGAGAUUUGAAUCGUCUCUGGGACGAGACUAUCGGCAACCCCGAGUCGCAGUUUGAGGUCGUUUCGUAUAAUGCUGGAGGUGUGGCCGAUCGUAGUUUGACAAAUUACUUUCUUGCUUCCAAUCGGAAUAACCCGCUAUUUGCAAGGUGUCAUCGGCUUCUUCUUGAGUUAUGGGCCGCGGAUGGCGGGAAGACGAGUACAGAGGGGAUGCACAGUAGUCCGUUGUUGAAAGAGGUGCCAUUGAUGCGCAUUGGUUCUACUAUCAUCGAAGAUGAUAAGGUCAUCGGUCCGGAGGACGUUAGUCGUUUGUUGACGGAUUAUAUCAUUCAAGGGCAGGUGUUGACUAUGGUGAUGGGACUUAUCGACGAGGAGGAUGGAUGGAAUGGACCUCAAUAUGUGGCAGAUCAUGUCUACGGAAUUGAAUUUAUGGAGGGUUCUCAGCUGAUAAACGAAUUCACAAACUGGGAUGGUCAAAAGGCAUUCGAUUUGAUGUCACUCUCACUUCCGAAACCCGGUGAGCCCGAAAGUGCGCAACAAAAGGAAGCCAGAGAGGUUGUAGAAGGCUGUCUACAGAGAAGUUUUGGAUUCAAACUAGCCCAUGGAUUAAUCUUGCGAGUGUUCAAGUCUACGCUGGGAUCUCUAUGGCGAGCGAAUCCUGGCUCAGACGAUGUUCCUGGAACAUAUGCACAUUGGUUCCGACAUGCGACGACAUAUUGGAAUCAGGAUCAUAUUCCGCCAACAUUGGAAUUUAAGGUUAUUCCAGCCUUUAAAAAUGGUCCAUUGUUAAGAGCGUCAUAG
Molecule: messenger RNA, 1227 nt
Organism: Talaromyces amestolkiae
Lineage: Eukaryota; Fungi; Ascomycota; Eurotiomycetes; Eurotiales; Trichocomaceae
Exons: 1
Coding region: 1-1227 (408 amino acids)
Molecular function (GO): glycosyltransferase activity
Source: RefSeq, a predicted model, not a curated record